UGGUUUCCUCUGGGUCUUAGUACACAACAGGCGCGGACUGACCAUUUGGAAACUUGGGCACUGCCCGAGGGCCCGGGGUCAGUAGGGGGCCCCAUGAGAUGCCCCUGGUACCUUUUUCAUAGGCUUUUAUGAGUUUGGGCAAGGACACAGGGGCCCCAUGAUCCCCUAUUGCCCGGGGGCCCCAUGAGUUGUCAGUCCUCCCCUGGAUACAAUUUGAUUUUGUGCAUAAUCAAUGCCACACCAUGCA
Messenger RNA from Staurois parvus, 247 nucleotides. The record is from the annotation of a GenBank genome assembly. Lineage: Eukaryota; Metazoa; Chordata; Amphibia; Anura; Ranidae.